AUGGCUUCAGAGGAUCAAUCCGUGGUGAGAUCUACCGGGAAGGUGAGUUGGUUCAGCGAUAUCAAAGGCUAUGGUUUCGUUACUCCCGAUGACGGCAGCGUUGAGCUUUUCGUUCAUCAAUCCUCAAUUGCUUCCGACGGUUUCCGGAGUUUAACCGUCGGCGAUUCGGUUGAGUUUACUGUUGCUGAGGGAAGCGACGGCAAGACCAAAGCCGUGGAUGUUACUGCUCCAGGUGGUGGUCCUCUUAAGAAGGAGAACAGCUCUCGUGUUAGGCGCGGCGGCGGAUGCUUCAAGUGUGGUGAGGGAGGUCAUAUCGCUAAGGAUUGCCGUGGCGGCGGCGGUGGUGGUGAGCGUAAAGAGGGUUGUUUCAAGUGUGGUGAGGGAGGUCACUUUGCUAGGGAUUGUUCUUCUCAGAAAUCAGGUGGGAACGGAGGAGAGCAACGUGGAGGUAGGAAGGAAGGGUGUUACAAUUGUAAUGAGGUUGGUCACUUUGCUAGGGAUUGUACUCAGAAACCUGCUGCUGGAAACGUGAGAAGCGGCGGCGGUGGUGAGCGUAAUGGAUCUUGUUACACAUGUGGUGGAGUUGGUCACAUGGCGAGAGAUUGUGCGACUAAGAGCACUGGUUGUUACACAUGUGGUGGUCCUCACUUGGCUCGUGAUUGUGACAGGAGAGGAAGCGGCGGCGGUGGAGGUGGAGGUAAUAAUAAGUGUUACAAGUGUUUCGAAGUAGGUCACUUUGCUAGGGAAUGUUCUGUAGUAGAUGAAUUAGUGAAUUGA
Molecule: messenger RNA, 777 nt
Organism: Camelina sativa (false flax)
Lineage: Eukaryota; Viridiplantae; Streptophyta; Magnoliopsida; Brassicales; Brassicaceae
Product: cold shock protein 1-like
Molecular function (GO): zinc ion binding; nucleic acid binding
Source: RefSeq, marked provisional